AUGUUGCAAGGUCGCGCGAGCGAGCAGGGAUCCACCACGCAACCACUGCUGACCACCACAAACGACGACUACCACCAUCACGAGACAGACGCCUUGAUCACGCCGCUCGACAUGGUUCGGCAUGAAAACGUCUCGCGCCAUGCGGUGGGCGUGCAAGUUUCCGCGUUGCUCUUUGUCGUCGUUGUAUGGAGCAUUGUUUUCUCCACUAUGUCGAUCCUUUCGCUGCCACUCUUCGGCUAUCAUCCAUUGAUCCAGUCUUUCACCAUACUGCUUCUGCUGCAGGCGAUUGUAGUACUGCAGCGGACGACGCCAUCACAACCAGCGGCGAAAAAAUCGGCGUUCACAGCACACCAGUGGAUCAACCUCAUUCUCGUACUCCCACUCUUCACCGCGGGCGCAAGCAUCAUGUGGUACCUGCACGAUCAACCAGCCUCGGCACACUUCAUAUCGUACCAUGGGAUUCUCGGUACCGCCGUCGUAAUCGCAGCGUGGGUACAGGCCGCCUUCGGUGCCGCAAGCGUCUGGUGGAAGGGAAAGCUAGUGGGUGGAGAGAACAAAGGUAAGGCGCUUUGGAAGUGGCAUAGAUUGUCUGGCUAUGUACUCAUUGCGCUGUUUCUCUUGACGGCUGUGUUGGGUGUGGUCGAGACUACGUGGGGGAAGCGGAAUGCCCGGCCGAUCCAGAAGGGCGUGACGGUGGUGACGUUAAGUUUGGCGGCAUUUGCGAUGCUCAUCCGCGUGCAAAAGAGCAAACUGCCAAAGCUGUAG
This is a messenger RNA of Mycosarcoma maydis (corn smut), 765 nucleotides long. RefSeq lists its product as uncharacterized. The coding region runs from base 1 to 765 and encodes 254 amino acids. The transcript has a single exon. Gene Ontology annotation, molecular function: transmembrane monodehydroascorbate reductase activity. The record is from RefSeq and is a predicted model, not a curated record. NCBI's taxonomy places the organism in Eukaryota, Fungi, Basidiomycota, Ustilaginomycetes, Ustilaginales.